GAUGGAGUCUAGUAUUGCAAUCUUCAGAAGUCUUCACUGGAUAUUUAUCAAUUGCAGGGUAAAUGUUGGCGAAUGGUUUCAAGCAUUGUGGAACAUUUUCUAGCUAUACGGUGCUUUGGUCUUCUAAUUGUAAAAACGAAGAAAGAAUAACAGUAAAUACGCAAAAAUAACAAUGUCAGAUGACUACAACACAAAUAGUCUGAACAAUUAUCUUGAUCAACAACUUGUAGAAAGCUCUGUGCCAUUGUUAAAUGAAAGAAGAUCUGAUGAAUGGUGUAUUCUGGAAUUGUGCUUGAAUCAGAGGCUUGUGACUCUGAAAUGGUUCCUGGAUGACGCGCGUAGAGCUUUUGUGAAUGGGAUGCCACUACUAGCACAUCGUUUGUAUUCUCAAGCGUUGGAUGUUGAUCCCAUGAACAAGGCCGUUUGUGCAAAUCUAUACUACAAAAGGGGGUUCAUUAUGUGCACGUUAAAGAUGGUUCCACAAGCCAUUAUGGAUUUCACAGACGCCAUUGAGUUGGAUGUCAGUCAUCUGAAAGCACACCUUCUCAGGGCGAAGUGUUACCACGCAAUUGGACAAUAUCAGAAAGCCAGUAAAGCACAUUAUGAAAUCUACGCCAUGACAGGCAGACCAGUGUAUUAUCGAUUAUCUCAAGAAGCAUACAAUGCGAAGUGUAACCUCCGUUUUGCCCUCUAUACCCUAUCGCUGACUGAAGAUUGUUCAGUCUUGGACGUCGAGGAAGCCUUUCGUAGGGAGGCGCGACUGCAUCACCGAGAUCGCCAUCCGUGGGCGAGGGACGAGGUACGACGAGCUCGUCAAUUUCUCCUUGAUUUUUUGAGAAGGAAGAAUCGUUUCAAUAAUCACCAAGUGUGGUUUUCGAACACAGAUUAUUUUGAACUCUGAAUAAGCUCAAGUUGAUCCAAGAUCAACCAAUUUAAAGAACAACACUGACAGUGGGUACUAAACAAAAAAGUCAUGAUUUUAUCUUUUUUUAUCAUACUUACGCACAUGAGACUUACAUCCAUCUCACUAGUACCUCCUUAUUGAUAUACGCAGGUCUCACCCACUCAUCACA
Dendronephthya gigantea is the source of this 1073-nucleotide messenger RNA. Its product is annotated as dnaJ homolog subfamily C member 7-like. Gene Ontology annotation, molecular function: protein binding. The record is from RefSeq and is a predicted model, not a curated record. NCBI's taxonomy places the organism in Eukaryota, Metazoa, Cnidaria, Anthozoa, Malacalcyonacea, Nephtheidae. Bases 173 to 901 code for a protein of 242 amino acids. The transcript is spliced from 11 exons.